CCAAAAUCCCCUGGAGGAAUAGUUCAAGUUACCUAUAUAUACACUCAGUUCGUAAAUGUAUUAGCAAGUAGAAAUAAAGUCCUCCAUCAGGAAAAAAAAGAAAAGACAUUUGCUUAUGCACGUAUAUAAGGCAGCCCGUUCUAAACCCGACUUAUGAGAAACGAAAAGAAACGAAAAUCAGUAAGAACGAAAUAACGACGAAGCGAGUCCCAACAUCGUCUGCAUAAGGAUGAAGUGGCGUGGCUGGUGGAUUUAGAGGUUCAUUGUGACUUGUGUCUUUGAAGAGGAGGUAGGGCGUCUUCCUGCUCCGUCGAGGCGUGGUGGCAGAUAACUUGGAAAGUCAUUGCAUUACGGACGUGGUAGAAAGAGAGAGAGCGUUGCGGUGUAUUAGCUGCGUUUUACUUGGGGGGGAAAAAGUUGGUGUAAGUGCCGAAAAUGUUUAGUAAAUCGGUUUAUUUUCUCGUACUCCGUAAAAAUUGAAGUCGUGAGUAUACAAUUUAUGCUGCGGCUGUGCAGUGGAUGAGAAAGUGUUUGGUGAACUUGGGACAUUGAAUAACAAGAAAGAAAACGGAGGAUACAUUACCUGGGCUGCGUUACGAACUGCCAUUAACCACCAUAUUUCAGUAUAUUCUUGCGUCAUCAAAUCUUGGAGAGGAGCCAUGCCGGGGCAAACAACGACAGCAGAAGUAUCUGAUGAAAAUGCAGAUGCUCUAAUCAGACCAACACAAGACUCCGUGGCCUUCAAAACAAUGACAAAUGGAGAUGGCGAAAUUUCUCAGAUGUUACCUGAGGAACAGCCUCGAGUCCUGGAAACAGCGGCUGAAAGGCGAGCCAGGCGUCAUUCACACUGGAUUGUCUACAUCACUACCUUUGUCAUGUCAAUCGGAUUUUCCAUCGUGCUAACCGGAGUAUGGCCGUAUCUGCAACAGCUGGAUACAGGAGUGUCCAAAGAGUUUUUAGGUUGGGUUAUUGCUGCAAACCCUCUUGGACAGAUGGUUGCGUCACCGCUCUUGGGACUAUGGGGGAAUAAAGCAGGAUCCAACAGGGGAGCCUUUUUAGCAACAAUCCUGCUUUUCAUCAUUGGGAACAUCCUCUACGCCAUCCUUAGCUUGUUUGGCACAGCAGCCAGAGCUGUCAUGAUAUUCUCGCGAUUCCUUGUGGGUGUUAGUUCAGCCAACAUAGCUAUCAUCAGAUCAUACAUCGCUUCGUCUACAACUUUAAAGGAAAGAACGACAGCUGUUGCACUGACGUCUGCUGCACAAGGACUCGGUUUUAUUUUUGGCCCAGCUAUUCAGGCAGCAUUAGCAGUGGCUUUCGCACACGAGAAAACAAGUGAGAAUAACACAUCCUUGGUGCCCGAGAUCCUGGAAGAUGAGAUGGAAGAGGCCGGCCUUGAAAUUGAGUGGAAUAUGUAUACAGCUACUGGUUGGUUCGCAACCAUUCUUGGGGUAUUGAACUUCUUUCUCUUCAUGCCCUGCAUCUUCAAAGAAUACCCAAUAGCAGCCAAAGAAGCUCAGUUUAAAAGACAAACUGCUAAGGCAGAUCAGAAGUUGCCCAAGCCUGAUUAUCCUGCCCUGCUUGGUGUACUGGUUUCUUUCUUCAUCAUCCUCUUCAUAUAUGUUUUGCUGGAAACAUUAUUAGUGCCUAUGUGUAUUGAUCUUUAUGCCUGGACUGAUGAAAAAGCUGUAACAGUUGUAGGAGUUGGGUUAAGUAUAGCUGGAGCUAUUUCAAUUGUAAUGUUUACCUUAACAAGUGUCUUGACUAGGAAGUUUGAUGAACGCAAAGUUUUUAUUUUCCUUGGAUUACUUCCACUAACAGUAUCUAUGCUCAUUCAUUUUCCAAUGGGAAAUACAUAUCCAAAAAUGCAAAACUGUACUUUAUAUAAUGGUGCACAUGCAUUUGAUGACUCUGCUUUAGUACCUGACUUUAAAAUGAAUUUUACUGAACCUAGUAAUACAUUAUCUAGACAAAGGCGUCAUGCUGCAAGAGAUGACACUUGCACUGAUCUUGGCUGCCCUCAAAAGCAGGAAUGGUGCCUUUACACACCAAUUAUUGAAAAGCCUCAGAUGGCAGUAGCAGAUGUAGCUGCUGUUAUAGGGUAUCCAGUUGCAUUUACACUCUCUAGUUCCUUCUUCUCAAAAUUAUUAGGGCCAAAGCCACAAGGUGUGUGGAUGGGUAUCCUAACAAGUACUGGAAGUUUUAGUCGAGUCACCGGUCCAAUUUUUGUGUCUUACAUGUACACUGCUCUAGGCACUAGGUGGACAUUUGGUAUCCUUUUUGUAGUAAUGUCUCUUACUCUUGUUAUCAUUUCUUUGUUGUUCAGAAGACUUGUGCCUAUGAAGUUGGUAGGAACUUAAAUGUGUUGAUAAAAGGUCUUCCUUGCCAUCUUAUAUGUAUUAGAGAUCUGUUGCUUCUUGUGUGAUUAAUUAUAGUAUAUAUUAAGUGUUUAAUUUUUAUAAAUUACACAUGUUAAGUAAACCCAUUGUAAUGAUUGGUGAAGUUGAUGAAGUUAUUCUUUCAUUAUCAUAUUUCAUGUUUUACCAUUGAAUCAUUUCCUGCUUUUCCUAUAAUGGUUGUGCUAAAUUGUUCUGUAAUACACACACACACACACACACACACACACACACACACACACACACACACACACACACACACACACACACACACACACACACACACACACACACACACACACACACAUAAAUGUACAUAUACUCAUGAAUGUAUAUAUAAGAAAAUAUACAAUAUAUAGAUAUGUAAAAAGUACAAGUAAAUUGACUUCUCAAAUACUAUUUAUUAAACAUUCACAGCAAUAACAACUCGAGGUUUAGUUCUCUUUAGGGUGUAUUAAAGCAUUUGAUAAUGUAUUAACAAUACAAUAAGUGAUCUGAUAAUACAUUAAUAAUACUCAAGCAACUACAGCCUAAGGGAUCUGUUUUUGGAUAUGUUUUUGGUGUAUUUUAAGACACAUAUGUAUUUUUUUUUCUUACAUUGUAGAUAUCAGGUCUGAAGAAAAAAUGUAGGAUGAUGCUUGUUAAAUCAUUAAAAGUAUUGAAGUGAUUAGUGGUUGAUUUGAUUCUAGAUUUUUAAGAGAUAUUCUCUCAAAAAUUGCAUAUUAAUAAUUCAGAUGUUCCUGAUGCAGUUUGGUGAUUAAAUUUCAGAUAUCAUUGCCAGUUUUAUGACUGAUGUUUUUUUCUGUGAUUUAAAAUAGUACUUUUGUUUUAUUUCACUUUCUACCCAGUUUUAGCUCUUCUGUGGAAAGCUAAAAGUAAUGGAUGAAGAUCAGUUGAUUUUGGUCAAGUGGGCCCCUUGACCUUGUCUCGUCUUUUCUCAUUUCUGAAGUCAGGACAAACUCAAGAAGGAAAGUAGGGCAAGGGAAGGUGGAAUGUGGUGGGUUAGUGCCAAUAAUACUUAAAGAAAAAUAGUAAUAAGUGUAAAAAUUACUUUGUAGGAAGACACACACAUGCACACACACAUGCACAUGCACACAUGCAUGCACGCACACACACACACACACACACACACACACACACACACACACACACACACACACACACACACACACACACACACACACACACACACACACACACACAAAUAUAGACAGUGUUUACAUGAUGGUAACUGUCUUGUGGAAUAAUUGAUGAACUGAGUAAAGUAUAAUAGUUUUAGGGUGAUUAUUUUAAAAAUUUGUAACUUAUAUUUAAUUUUUAUUGACUGGGAACCAUAACUAUGAUGUAAUUUUUAUAUAUUUGUAGAUAGACAUGUGGGUAUAGGUCUGAUUGUCUAAAGCUAUUGUCACUAGGUGAUAUUCCAUGAACCAUGCCUCAUUUCCUUUUAUGUUUACCUUUCUUAGUUUUAAAAAACUUUCAUGUAACUGGUAUAAAAUGCAGAACAAAAUGAAACCUUCUUUUACAUUAACAGUUGACUUGAUAUUACAUUUACAUAAGUGAAGGCAGUUUACAAAAUGCAUGUUUUUAGUUUCAUGGGCAUGUCUACAUAAAUAACCAGAAAAUGCAUUUGUUAAUUGGUAGGACUACUGAUGCACUUAAUAAAAUAAUAAUAAUAAUAAAAUUACAUUUUAAC
Molecule: messenger RNA, 4086 nt
Organism: Penaeus chinensis
Lineage: Eukaryota; Metazoa; Arthropoda; Malacostraca; Decapoda; Penaeidae
Product: major facilitator superfamily domain-containing protein 8-like
Exons: 7
Coding region: 660-2357 (565 amino acids)
Biological process (GO): transmembrane transport
Cellular component (GO): lysosomal membrane
Molecular function (GO): transmembrane transporter activity
Source: RefSeq, a predicted model, not a curated record